AUCUGUCCUUGCGUUUAUGUCGCCUACCGGAGUCCACACAGCGCUGGGUUGAUGUUCAUAGACGCACACAGCAUUAAGCGAGAUCCGACACUUGACUCGAAAGAUACAAAAAGUGCAGUUUGUUCUCUUUUUGGGGAUUUUCUUCCUCAAUGAAAUACAGAGAUAAAGCGGGAUGAUUUAAAUGGACCUGCGAAGAAAAUGUUCUUGAGGUGGUCCAGGACAGGAACCUUUAAAAUCGCUUCCUGCCUGUCUCCUGGGGUCAACCCUCUCUGAUCCUCCAGCCGACCCCCCUCCUCAGCCCAUCAUGGAGAGCCUCACUGAGCUCCAGAACCCACUCCUGGACAAAACCAGCCGCCACCUGGUUCAGGACGGCUACCAGGGCUAUCAGUGUGACUACCCCGGCCACCCCUACCAAGACAACAUCAUCGGCUACCUUUACACGGGGACCAACGGCAAGACGAAGACCCAGCAGUUCCUGGAUGCCACGUCCCUGCACCUGGCAGUGGAGGCCUUCUGUAGGCCCGGGUUCCUCCUCUAUCGGGACGACGUCAGCCUGCAGAGCAAGGACUCGAGGAGCGGGAGCUCUGAGACCACCUUCACAGAGGGGAAGGCGGCCGAGGGGAAGGAGGCCGAGGGGAAGGAGGCAGAGGGGGAGGAGCCGUCCACAGAGGAGCAGGAGAAGAGAGACGUGAAGAUCCAGACUGUGUCCCACGACGUGGAGGACGAUGAGGGCCAUGGAGACUAUGAGAGCGACAGCUCCAGCGACAGCGACAGCGAGGACAACUUGAUCCUGCUGCCUCCCAGGGAGCACCUGGGCCUGGCCAUCUUCUCCAUGCUCUGCUGUUUCUGGCCCCUGGGCAUCGCAGCCUUCUACUACUCCAACAAGACGGGCAAGGCCGUGUCCAAGGGAGACUUCUCCAGAGCUGGGAUGUUCUCCAGGAGGACGCUGUUCCUGGCUGCCCUGGCCAUCACCCUCGGGACGGGCAUGUACGUAGGGGUGGUGGUGGCCCUCAUCGCCUACCUCUCCAAGACGGGACACGUAUAGCAGCAAAGGCCUGGAUGGAUGGGGGAAUACGAAGAGAGAAGAGAGAGAGAAGAGAGAGAGAGAAGAGAGAGAGUACAGAGAGAGAACAGAC
Messenger RNA from Osmerus eperlanus (European smelt), 1136 nucleotides. Its product is annotated as synapse differentiation-inducing gene protein 1-like. Gene Ontology annotation, cellular component: intracellular membrane-bounded organelle; membrane. The coding region runs from base 305 to 1045 and encodes 246 amino acids. The record is from RefSeq and is a predicted model, not a curated record. NCBI's taxonomy places the organism in Eukaryota, Metazoa, Chordata, Actinopteri, Osmeriformes, Osmeridae. The transcript is spliced from 4 exons.